CACAACCUUCUUCAUGGCGGCACAGAAAGAGACGACAGAGCAGAAUGAUGUUGUGAAAGAAAGGUUGUGUUACGUCAAGUCCGCCAUGAAGGAAGGGAAUGAAUGUAUUAAUGGUGAAAUAAAUGGCUUGAAAAAUGAUGUAAAUAAGACAAAAAUUCUUAAUUCAUCAGAAAUAAAAAAUGGUUCUUGUGAUAUUCAGGAAAAGUUGCAUUCUGUAAGGACAAAACAAACUGAAUCCUCUGAAAGAAGUAUAAAUGAUAAAUCUGAUGGUGAUUUACAUACUGUGUUAAAUGGUAAAAUUCCUAAUUCCUCAAGGGAAACAACUCCCUCUGACAAUUCAAGAGAGGGGACACCUAUUUUAAAAAAUUCUAGAAAUAGUUCAAGAAAUAGUACACCGGUAGGUGAUUCAAGGUGUAUUACACCAACAAAUGCAAGUAAUAUGGACAAUAAAGAAGAGAAGUCCAAGGACACAAGUGUUUCUGUAAAACCUAUAACAAAAAUGCCUAAAGCUCGCAAAUCUGCACUCCCCAUUUCAAAACAAUCACAGGAUAUUGUUGCUAAAAACUUAGGACUGCCUCCAUCUAACUUAACAGUUAAGCUUCCAGAUUUUGAUAGUCCUAUUAAGUUGAAUUCUAGUAUGCUGGAAGAGUUGAGCAACUUGGGGCGAAGUAAUAAAUCUAAAUCUCUUGGAGGACAGAGAACAAGGGCAUCAAUGGGUGGAUCAUUGAAUCCACCAAAAAUAAUGCGCCAGAGAGCUACAAUGGGUAGUUCGAUGGGGAAAAGUGCUAAACCUCCAAGUAAAAUGCCAAAAUUAUUUCCCAGUGUGGAAAAAGAGCCAACAAGUUUAGCAAUAUCUGUAAAAGAAGAAUCAAAUGUGACUAAUUCAUCUGAUCUUCCAAAAGCUGAAGGAUCAAAAUUGCUCAAAAUAAGAUCUCAUAAGCGUAAAAAACGUUUAGGAACAUAUAAAUUACCUCUUGAAAAGAAAAAAAGUAAAACUGUAAAAAAGAAGGAAAAAAUAGAUGGGGAAGAGGAAGAAAAUGAAGAAAAUGACAUUUGUUUGAAAGAGGAAAAUCAAGAUGAUAGUUUUAUAACAACAGACAAUACAGACUGUUCUAUGGAGAAUGAAAGUUUAGAAAAUAGUUUAUUACGGACUCCAAAAGAUUCAGGAAAGACUAUAGCUCAUAGGACUAAAAAUACCUUAGGUAGUACACGCCAGGGCAGGACCCCACCUAGUGCAAAGACUCCACCAAGUUCAAAAAAAUUACAUGAACAUAAAGGAAAGCCUAUUACAGAAUAUUUUUCAGUGAAAUCUCCAAACUCUAGUCAAACUAAUGGGAGAACUUGUGAAGAUUCAGAAAGUCUAGAAAGUAAUGCUGGUGUCCGAAAAAGAAAGAAAGAAGAUGAAGAUGAUCAUAUAGAAUGUAAUAGCACAAAGUUAGAUCCAAAUUGCACAACAGGUAAAAAGAAACGGAUAGAAGAUCCCAGGAUUUCACCAUCAGCAGUUACAAAAUCCACGUCAAUGCCAACACCAACUAGUAUGAGAUCAAUACUGCCUAAAUCUAUUAAGCCUCUUGUUGCAUUCCCUCAAUCACAAGGCAGUACACCAGUUUUAUUGACAGUGUCUAAUCCAAACACACCACAAACAUUAGGAAAUCAACAACAGGUCAUUUUAUUAUCGCCAAACAUUUCACAGCCAUUGGUAACUGUGUCUCAACCGCUCAUUGCAUCUACAUUUCCACUAAUUUCCAAUCCUAUGAACUCUGUAGGACUACCUCCAUUGGAUCCACAGCCAGGUCCAGAUAAUUUUGCCUCUUCAGCUUCUGACCAGGCACCAGUUUUACAUAAGGUUAUUCCACAGGAUAUGGAAGGUGUAAAUGAUACUGAGGCAUCAAAAGAUUCCCUGUCAGUUUCAAGCGAAACCAGCUAUCCUGUUACACCACCCAAAACUCCUGACGACCAACUGAGUGAAGAUUCUUCAAUGUCUGCUCCUCCUGGACCAACCCCUCCAGACAAAGAUGUAAUACCUUUAUGUUGUUGUAAAAUAAAUGGUGCUAGUUUCAAAAAGCUUGGUUCAACUGUCACAUAUUGUCAAGCUCUAGAUUCAAUGGAUGGCAAGGUUAUGGGUUGUUGUAAUAAAGUGACAAACUACCAGUUAAUACGACCUGGUGUCAAAAUUCCUUUCAUGGCAAUAUGUGAAGCUCAUAGAAAAAGACUGAGGUUACAUGCUUGUUGUCCUGGCUGUGGUCAUUUCUGUACACAGGGGAAGUUUUACCAAUGUAGAAAAGAAGGUGCCCAGUCUGUACAUUAUUUUCAUCAUCAGUGCCAGGUGGUACGGAAUGGUAAAUAUUUCUGUCCUCACUGUGGCGAAGAAUCUCAUCAGGUUGAAGCCAGCCUUGAGCUUGAAGAGCCUAGAGUUGUGUCCAUGGUUGAAGAUAAACCGGCAAAAGCAUCAAGCAGAGAACGAGCCAGAAUGGGUUUAGGAUCAAAGUUUGCUGCCGCAUCAGAUAAGGAUGAUGAGGAAUCGGCGACAGCCAGUUUCAAAUUGUCUGGGUCAGAUAAACUUAUAUCCACUGGUGGUAUUUCAAUGGGACCAGAAAAAACUUUAUUGGAAAGAGUGCUUAAAAGUAUGAUGCAAGAAAGACCUAAAAAAUAUAGAAAUAUGUCUAAGUAUCUGUAUAAUGCUGCAUAUGAAGCUGACAUAGAAAAAGUAAUGUAUAUGUUGGAGGAUGGCCAAAAUCCAGAUGAUGUAUAUGAGGAAUAUGAAAAUCAGACAGGAUUACAUGCUGCAGCGAUAUCAGGGAGCUUAAUUAUACUGCAUAUACUUGUACAGGCUGGAGCUUCAAUUAAUGUUACAGAUCAGUUCCUGAAAACUCCAUUGAUGUAUGCAGCUGAAAAUAAUCAUGAAUCAUUGGUGAAAUACUUAAUGAAGAUUAAAGCAGAUGUAAAUGCUAGGGCAGAUGAUGGAAUGACUGUGUUACAUUAUGCUGCAAAGGCUGGACACAAUAAUGUGAUAAAAAUCCUGCUGGAUACAGGUGAAAUAGAUAUUAAUAUACAGGAUGAUGGUGGCUGGACUCCCAUUAUCUGGGCAUCAGAACAUAAGUUAGUUUCUACAGUUAAAUUUCUUCUUAACCAAGGAGCUCAGUCCACACUAAAAGAUAAAGAAGAAAACACUAGUUUACAUUGGGCAGCAUAUUCAGGCAGUGUAGAUAUUUGUGAAAUGUUUUUAAAUGGUGGCUGUACAUUGGAUGCUCCAAAUGAACAUGGAGAUAGACCAUUACAUAUUGCAGCUAGACAGAAUCACUAUGAAUGUGUUGUGUUAUUUUUAGCAAGAGGAGCUGAUGUUGAGUUGAGAAAUAGUGAAAAUGACAGUCCAAUACAGUGUUGUUUGGACGAGGACAGUCAAGUUUGUCUUGCUCUGAAAGUCAAUAAACAGUUAAAAGGUUUUGCUGCCAGUCGUACUGGAAGAACAGAAAAAUUAAUACACAGAGAUGUGUCCAUGGGUAGAGAGAACAUUCCAAUUCCGGUUUAUAAUGGUACAGAUGAUGAACCCUUACCUACAGACUAUCAGUAUGUCACUGCAAAUGUAGAAACUGCUGAUCUUCAUAUAAACAGGACAAUUAGUAGUCUCCAGAGUUGUCGUUGUUCUGAUGAUUGUUCCUCUAUGUAUUGUGUAUGUGGUAGAAACAGUAUCAGAUGUUGGUAUGACAAGACAUAUCAUUUAGUGCCAGAAUUUAACAUGUCCGAGCCUCCAUUGAUAUUUGAAUGUAAUGUUGGAUGCAGAUGCUGGAGUACUUGUAAUAACCGAGUCGUUCAAAAUGGAAUUACAUGUCGAAUGAAAUUAAUUAGAACAGAAGGCCGUGGCUGGGGAGUUAUUACUUUGUUAGAUAUACCCAAAGGAUCUUUUAUUUGCGAAUAUAUUGGGGAAUUGUUAUCUGAUUCUGAGGCAGACAGCAGAGAAGAUGACUCCUACUUAUUUGACCUGGACAACAGAGAUGGUGAUACCUACUGUAUUGAUGCACGUAGAUAUGGUAACAUAAGUAGAUUUAUUAAUCAUCUCUGUGAACCAAACAUCAUUCCAGUUAAAGUAUUUGUGGACCAUCAAGAUCUGAGAUUUCCUAGAAUCUGUUUUUUCUCAUCAAGGGAUAUCAAAGCCAAUGAGGAAUUAGGGUUUGACUAUGGUGAGAAGUUCUGGAUGAUAAAAUGGAAGCAAUUCACAUGUGCCUGUGGCUGUGUUAAAUGCAAAUACAACUCAGAAACUAUCCACAAAACUAUAGAGGAGUAUAAACAAAGACACGAAGAAGAAAAUAUAGAUUAGUUUUACUUCCAAAAUUGUUUAUAGUUCAUGAUAAUUUCAAUGUACAAAAAUUUAUUUUUGUAGCUGGGUUAAUGAAAUUCUUUGAUAAUGAUGCAAUAAAUUUUGUUAUAAGAACCAUAAACUGUUAAUGAUCAUGAUAAAUUCUGUAUGGGAUUAAAAAUCUCUCAUUAUGAAUAAUUUCCUAAUCUGGAUUGAAUAAAAGAUUACUUUAAAGUCUUCGAAAUUGAUACAUUUGUGAUCCUUAUACAUAUUUGAUAUCCCCAGUGCCAUUAAAAGUAUCUGUCACCAACAUUUUAGGAAAAGUUCUAAACACUCACUUAGAGCAAAGUAUUUGCAUUUGGUCAGGAUUUCACUUUUAUAAAAUUUUGUAGCAUUUAUCUUGGUUUUGAUAUUAAAAUUAUACAGAAUUGAAAUACUGGCUUACUGAUCUUGCAUUGAUUUUCAUUUGAGAAUAAGUAAUUGCUUUUCAUCAGGUACUUUCUAUACUAACGGGACUCGUCUAUAUUGACUUAAAUAAAUAUCCGCCUCCUGUGUAAAGCUACCACCCAACAAUCUCUGAUAUACGAAGCUAGUAGUUAUUUGCACAUUUCUAGGUACAUUGUAAUUUAAUAUUUUUAAUAUAAAAUCUGAUUAAUAGCCAGUUACCAUGACAAAAAAUAUAAGAUUUUAAAAGAAUGUUAAAUUAUUAAACUGAGACAUAUUGUUUUUAAGAAUACUCCAGUCGUGCAAAAGGGGUGACAUAUUGAACAAGAUUGCGGCCACUUGAAAUUUACUAACUAAAUACAUCAAAGUUCAAAGGUUAUACUUUAAA
Mytilus californianus (California mussel) is the source of this 5126-nucleotide messenger RNA. RefSeq names its product histone-lysine N-methyltransferase EHMT2-like. Bases 14 to 4315 code for a protein of 1433 amino acids. The transcript has 25 exons. The record is from RefSeq and is a predicted model, not a curated record. Lineage: Eukaryota; Metazoa; Mollusca; Bivalvia; Mytilida; Mytilidae. Gene Ontology annotation, molecular function: histone methyltransferase activity; protein-lysine N-methyltransferase activity; p53 binding. Gene Ontology annotation, cellular component: nucleus.